Messenger RNA from Phragmites australis (common reed), 2821 nucleotides. Its product is annotated as putative pentatricopeptide repeat-containing protein At5g52630. Gene Ontology annotation, molecular function: protein binding; RNA binding; zinc ion binding. Bases 203 to 2524 code for a protein of 773 amino acids. NCBI's taxonomy places the organism in Eukaryota, Viridiplantae, Streptophyta, Magnoliopsida, Poales, Poaceae. The transcript has 2 exons. Gene Ontology annotation, biological process: RNA modification. The record is from RefSeq and is a predicted model, not a curated record.
GUGGUUGAUUUGGAUGCUUAACCGCCGUUGGUUGAGUGAUCAGUUUCCCUCCCUCCAGCGGAAAUUCAAUCCACGAGAGAGCAGAGCAGCACAGCGAUACCCACACCCUUAUCGGUUAUCCCCUGCUCCCGCCUCGCCCCGCUGCCGCUGAUGCUCCCCUCGACUCCUCCUCCUCCCUUCUGACCCCGUUCCCGCCGCGCCAAUGGCGUCGGUCCCGUCCCUCGCCGUCUCCGGAGGGACCGUCGCCGCUGCUGGCGGCUUCCCGGCGGGACCCGGCGCUGCCCCCUGGAGAACGCCACCGAGCUCCGUCGCCGUCGUUGACAAGAACAAUUCCUAUAGCAGGAGCAUUCAAUCAGCUGAAAAUGGCAGCUUCGAAGCUCCACUGCGGCCUCUCGAUGUCGGGGAAGCAAUGGGUAUGCUCAAGGAGGGGAAGACAGUGCAGUCGGCAAUGUACGUGCCGCUUCUGCACCAGUGCGUCAAGACCGGCAGCCUCAGCGCCUCCAGGACCGUGCACGGGCACAUGGUGAAGACCGGAACCACGGCUGAUAUGUUUGUGGCGACAUCUCUAGUCAAUGUCUACAUGAAGUGUGGGGCGAGCCAGGACGCACGCAGGCUGUUCGACGAAAUGCCUGAUAAGAACGUCGUGACGUGGACGGCGCUCAUAACGGGGUACACUCUGAACUCGCAGCCACUGUUGGCGCUGGGGGUGUUCGUCGAGAUGCUGGAGGCGGGGAGGUACCCAUCGCACUUCACGCUGGGUGCCGCGCUGAACGCGUGCUCCGCGUCGUACAACGUUGAUCUGGGCAAGCAGGUUCAUGGAUACACAAUUAAGUAUGGUGCCGAGUCGAUCACGAGCAUGGGGAACUCCCUCUGUAGAUUGUAUGCCAAGUCUGGAAGCAUGGAAUCCGCCAUGAGGGCCUUCCGGAGGAUCCCUGACAAGAAUGUGAUCACUUGGACAACGAUGAUAUCUGCCUGUGCUGAAGAUGAGAACUACGUGGAGCAUGGACUGACUUUGUUCCUUGAUAUGCUUAUGGAUGGAGAGAUGCCAAAUGAGUUCACUUUGACGAGCGUCAUGAGCUUGUGCGGUACAAGGCUAGAUCUGAACCUAGGCAAGCAAGUUCAGGCCUUCUGCUUCAAAAUUGGUUGUGAAAUGAAUCUUCCGGUAAAGAACUCAACGAUGUACCUCUAUUUGAGAAAGGGUGAAACUGAAGAGGCAAUGCGGUUGUUUGAGGAGAUGGAGGAUGUCAGCAUUAUCACGUGGAACGCAAUGAUCUCGGGCUACGCUCAAAUCAUGGAUACAGCAAAGGAUGAUCUCCAUGCUCGCUCAAGAGGGUUCCAGGCGCUCAAAAUUUUCCGCAACCUAAAGCGGUCUGCACUGAAGCCAGAUUUGUUCACCUUCUCAAGUAUCCUAUCUGUCUGCAGUGCCAUGAUGGCCUUAGAGCAGGGUGAGCAAAUCCAUGCACAGACGAUAAAGACUGGUUUCUUGUCAGAUGUCGUGGUAAACAGCGCACUGGUGAACAUGUAUAACAAGUGUGGAUGCAUCGAGGAUGCAACUAAAGCCUUCAUUGAGAUGCCAACACGGACUCUUGUCACAUGGACUUCUAUGAUCUCUGGGUACUCUCAGCAUGGGCGUCCCCAAGAAGCGAUACAACUCUUCGAGGACAUGAUAUUUGCUGGGGUCAGGCCAAAUGAAAUCACAUUUGUAAGUGUUCUUUCAGCCUGCAGCUAUGCUGGUUUAGUCGAAGAGGCUGAGCGCUACUUUGACAUGAUGAAGCAUGAGUACAAAAUAGAGCCUGUAAUGGACCAUUACGGGUGCAUGAUUGACAUGUUCGUGCGGUUGGGUCGGCUGGAAGGUGCAUUUUCCUUUAUCAAAAGGACAGGUUUUGAGCCGAAUGAGGCCAUCUGGUCCAGUUUGGUUGCUGGAUGUCGGAGUCAUGGAAACAUGGAUCUUGCCUUCUAUGCUGCUGAUAGACUGUUGAAACUUAAGCCAAAAGGGGUUGAAACCUAUGUCUUACUGUUGAACAUGUAUAUUUCCACGGGGAGAUGGCAUGAUGUAGCGAGAGUGCGGAAGCUGGUGAAACAGGAGGAUCUUGGGAUUCUUAGGGAUCGCAGCUGGAUUACGAUCAAAGACAAGGUGUAUUUCUUCAGAGCUAAUGACAGGACUCAUGAUCAGAGUGAUGAGCUGUACCAACUGCUGGAGAAUUUACUGGAGAAAGCUAAAACAAUUGGCUAUGAACCGUACCAGAAUGCAGAGUUAUCUAACUGUGAAGAUGACGAGAAGUCUGCUGCAGGUUCACUAAAGCACCACAGUGAGAGGUUAGCUGUUGCACUAGGGCUGCUCCAAACACCUCCUGGGGCAACAAUUCGCGUCACAAAGAAUAUUACCAUGUGCAGGGACUGCCAUAGCUCCAUUAAGUUCUUUUCAUUACUUGCAAACAGAGAGAUCGUUGUCCGGGACAGUAAACGGCUUCACAAGUUCAAGGAUGGCCGCUGCUCUUGUGGGGAUUUUUGUGCACUCGUGUGAGAUAGGAAUCUGGAAAUCUCACCAACAUGCCACUCCUGGAACUCAACAAUUUUGUACUGGAAACAGGUUACUACUUAACUUUUGAUGCUAGGUAUCCCGAGCUCAUCAUUCAGUUGUGAAUUUUGUAGAUUUUUGUCUGAGAGCAAGUUUUGCUCAGUCAGUCUCUGUAACAUAUGACUGGAAACUUGAUCAGAUUUGUUGAAUACGCACACAUGGUAAACAUAGGAGGGUGAAUAUCUUUGUAACUGUUGUAAAUGCUGGCCUAAUAGGAUCAGACUUUAUUGUUUUGAUUCACAA